Staurois parvus is the source of this 1326-nucleotide messenger RNA. The record is from the annotation of a GenBank genome assembly. Lineage: Eukaryota; Metazoa; Chordata; Amphibia; Anura; Ranidae.
AUGAACACGUGCAAGUUUUUAGAUCAGGACAUUGAGGGCAGGGUGGGUAAGGUGCCCAAGCAAGUCCAGAACCCGUCGCUGGUGGCCACCAACCGAACUAUGGUGAUGGCAGAACCGGAGAAGAAGCGGCGGCAGAGGUACGUGGAGAAAGACGGAAAGUGCAACGUCCACCACGGAAAUGUCAGAGAAACGUACAGAUACUUGACGGAUAUAUUCACCACCUUGGUAGACCUCAAAUGGAGAUUUAACUUACUCGUUUUCACCAUGGUCUAUACAAUCACUUGGAUUUUCUUCGGAUUCAUUUGGUGGCUUAUUGCUUAUAUCCGUGGGGACCUUGACCACAUAGAGGAUUCAACGUGGACACCGUGUGUGGACAAGUUAAACGGGUUUGUGUCAGCCUUUCUUUUUUCUAUCGAGACAGAGACCACCAUCGGGUAUGGAUACAGGGUCAUCACGGACAAGUGCCCAGAGGGAAUUGUUCUUUUGUUGGUCCAGGCCAUACUUGGCUCCAUUGUCAAUGCAUUCAUGGUGGGCUGCAUGUUUGUUAAGAUCUCCCAGCCAAAGAAACGAGCAGAGACCCUUAUGUUCUCCAAUAUGGCCGUCAUCUCUGUGAGGGACAACAAGCUCUGUUUGAUGUUCAGAGUUGGAGAUCUGAGGAAUUCGCAUAUCGUGGAGGCAUCUAUAAGGGCCAAACUGAUCAAAUCCAAACAAACCAAGGAGGGCGAGUUUAUCCCUCUCAAUCAGACAGACAUCAAUGUGGGUUUUGACACUGGAGAUGACCGCCUCUUCUUGGUUUCUCCACUAAUCAUCUGCCAUGAGUUCAAUGAACAUAGCCCUUUUUGGGAAAUCUCCAAAGAGCAGUUGGGGAAAGAAGAAUUCGAGAUUGUAGUUAUUUUGGAAGGGAUGGUCGAAGCCACGGGUAUGACAUGUCAAGCCCGCAGCUCGUAUGUGGAAAAUGAGGUCCUAUGGGGCCACCGGUUCAUGCCCGUCCUGACUCUAGAAGAAGGUUUCUAUGAAGUGGACUACGACACCUUCCACAACACUGAUGAAACACCAACUCCAACCUGCAGUGCCAAGGAGCUGGCAGAACUCAAUGAAAAAGCCUCUCCUCCUCCUCCUCCUCCUCCUUCUUCUUCUUCUUCUCCUCCUCCUCCUUCUUCUUCUCCUCCUCCUCCUUCUUCUUCCUUCUUCUUCUCCUCCUCUUCUUCUUUCUCCUCCUUCUUCUCUUCUCCUUCUUCUUCUUCUCCUGUUUCUUCUAUUUCUUCUUCCUCUUCUUUCUCUUCUUCUUGCAGAUCACGGCUCAUGCGCAGAUUUUUUUAUCGGUGA